AUGCCCGGUGCCCCUCCGGUUGCGACGGGGAUCGACACGACGGCGUGGGGAGUGAAAUUCAACCACCAUCAAGCCCACUCUCCUCCCCCUCCGUUGCCCCCUCGUCCUCCUAUCGUAACAGACCAUGUCCCGGCGCGCAUCCAGUCUCCUCCGCGAGUCGGUUCUCCGGCGUCGAACAAACCAUUGCCAUCCGUCCCGCCAUAUGGAGGCCAAAUAGCGCCUGAGCAGUAUAGCUAUGGCCCUCCGCAAACUGUCGGCCCUGUUCCCCCACCACCGCCCCCGGUUCCUCCUGGUUACCAGAGCCAGUUACAGCAGCAGGCGCAUCCACCUGCACCUGUCGCAUCAGAUCAUAGUGGCCCCGUUAACUAUACAACAUCUUCACCAUUGGAACAUCCUCUACCUCAACCGUCGUUAGCUGUUGCAACAGAUUUUAAACCAUCUCCUAGCACUGGCAAUGGCCCUCCACCAGUACCGCCAAAGACUAGCUCUAAUGUAUUCACUACAAGCUCUAGCAUGGGACCUUUCAGUCCGUCGGACUGGGAACAUCUGGGUCCAGCUCCAGGAUACAUCGAUGACACAGAAGUCUUCUCGUCCAAGAAAACAACACCGGCACCUCCGGCCGAGCCAUCGCAAAGUCAUGCGACAUUUAUGCAUAGCCCCGCAUCAAACCCUUACAUCCCAACUUCUAUCCCGCCUCAGAGCGUCUCACCUGCGUUACAGGUCUCGCAUGUCGGUGAUCAGGUCGGAAUGCAGAAGCCAUCUACUGAGUCGCCGAUCAGCACAAGCUCUACGCAGGAGCUACCACAUCCAUCUGGUCCGUCCCGAGUCAAUACCGCCGAAACAACGCAGAGCUCUGCAACUGGGACCACCGAGAAGAUCGAUGGGCUCAUUGAGGCCUGGACUCGACCAAUCUCUCCGGAUGCCAGGAAAUCUGCGAACAGCAGCCGUCGGAGCUCCCUUUCCAGGCCAGCAGAUAGAACCAUACAACGUAAACCUAGUCCAAUUGGCAACCCGACGUCAAGGUCAGGAAGUACACCCCCUGCAAAGGAUGGGCAACAACUGUCUACACCUGACAGCUCAACGGCAAACACAGGAGGCGCCACUCGUCUAACUGUGGUCGAUCCAUACGAGGACUUGGAUCCUUGGUUCAAGUCUUCUUUGACCCGUUAUGUCGCCAUGUUGCGCAAGGAAGCGGUUGCUGACUCCGACGAGGAGAGGUAUAAAAUUUUCACAGCGUUCACAGCCAAGGAGACGAAACUACGGGAGAUCCUUUACGGUGUUGAACAUGAACCUAAGAGUCCCAAGGGUGAAGACGUAAAUCCACACCAGUCAACCCCAAGCCCACAACAAUCAGCGGAGAAGGAGAAGGGGAAUCAACCGAUGCCACAGUCCUCAGUACCAAUAGAAUCUGGUCUAAUCCCGGUAGAAUCAGAGCAAGAUGUCCUUGAAUCUACGUACACCGCCGAAGAUUUCGAGGAUGGAGAAUACAGUCCCGGUGGGCGGCCAAUUAUUCCCAGGCUUUACACUCCCAAUAAUCUGGAGAGACCAGCUACACAACCACCUGGCCAUCCGGCUUCGAGGCUCACAGAUACGGGAAGUCAUCAUGGCGGCCAUGAUCAGUUCUCGCGGUCAUCCUCAGUACCACCUUCGAUGAACAGUGAAAUACAUCCGCAAACGUUUGCGCCUCUGACGACAAAUCCUCCGCAGCCAAUCUAUACGCCAUUCCGCUAUAUUGAAGGACCUCAGCGAGGCUCAGAUGAUCUUGCGCUUGAUAAACCGGCUUAUCAAGCAUAUUCUGAUUUGCGACAAGCCUCUGCUGAGAGCGGACGUGUGAUGGCAAAUGCGUCGGAUUCCGAUACAAAAACAGGCGCCAAUACUAGAGUUUCCUCCCCAGCCCAUAACGAGCACAGUGAAACGUUUAUCGGGCUCAUUCGUGAGAAAAGUGUCACCUAUAAGAAGAGGAGACCUCACAGAGCAUCAUCACCUCCGCCAUUGCCACCGUCUCUCCGGCAAGGUAGACCUGACCCUGUUAAUGACCUGCGUUCAAUGGUUUCAUCCCCCCUAGCCAAGCAAUCAGAGAGCUCGUGGCAUAUUACUACCAAGAAAAGUCUGGAGCAGUACUCCGACGACUUUGCUUAUAUCCAAGAAGCGUUUAGUACGUGGGAGGCGACUUCUAAGACUCGACGGCAGAACCUUGAUAAGGAACGUAUGCAGCGUCAAGAGAAAUCUGAAGCACACGUCGACUCUCUUUUCAAUGGCAAGGAGAUCGGAUAUGCCGAUAUCAACGUUCUCGAGGAAGAAUUCAGACAAGCAGAAGCUCGAGUGCAGCUUGAUGAAGAGAGACAAGAACUCGACGAUUUCAUUAAAAAUGUUUUCAAUCCAUUGGACGAACGUCUGGGUCGGGAAAUCAGUGCCCUUCUGAAUCACUACGAGUCUGCGCUCAGUCAGCUCAGUCAAGAAAACAGCAAGAUCAAGGAUUCGGGAGACAGGCACAACCUGUCACAUACAAUGAACAUAGUGAACGACAUCUACCGGAAUCUCGAAAUGCGUUACCAGAAACGCCUCAACACUGCUUUUGACCGAGAGCGGCGCCGAAAGAAGGCCGAGCGGAGACCGCUCGUCUUCAUGGGUGACUCCGCGGCCCUCAGGAAGCUGGAUAAUGAGUUUGACCAGAUGGAAAAGCGAAACAUCUUUGAAGCGGCUAAGGAUCGCGAUGAGAGAGCUAACCGACUCAUGGAUGCUUUCGACGAUGCUAUUAUGCAUGGUCUAGGUGAAAACCAAAGUCUCCUCGAUGAUGUGUCAACGAAGGUGAAGAAGGUUGACGCUUCGCAUCUUCAGUUGACUAGCUUGUCAGAGUCUGAAGUAGAGCAGAUUCUGAAAUCCGUCUCGACUAUGGUAGACACCCUUCGACGAGAUUCUGAAUCCAUCCUGCAUAACUUUGGCAUCGCCGAUUCCACCCUCAACAAUGCCGACUACCGUCUUUCCGUGGCCGAGGCACGUUAUACCAACGCGGACCAUGAUGUUUUCCGUCGUCUUAAUGCCGAGAAGCAGAAAGAAGAUGCGAAGAUCCAGAAAGACCUCGAGUCGAAAUUAAAGAGUGUUCAAGAUGGGCCUGUUGAGGUCACUCAGAAGAUCAACGAGCUACUUAAGGCUUUAGGGAAAGACCUAGUGACUGAGCCAGAAAGGCCAUCUGAUGCGCAAACAUCUUCUAGUCAUCCUGUCGAUAGCUUGAUGCCAGGACCCCGUCCUGCUACUGCUGGUCCACUAUCCAAUGAAGACUCGGAACAUCAGCAGCGGAUCCGGAGGGCCUUGGAAGCAGCAAAGAAGAGAAAUGCUGCCAAAGCGCAUGGUACUAUGGCAUUGCAGUAA
Messenger RNA from Aspergillus ruber CBS 135680, 3369 nucleotides. RefSeq lists its product as uncharacterized. The record is from RefSeq and is a predicted model, not a curated record. Bases 1 to 3369 code for a protein of 1122 amino acids. Lineage: Eukaryota; Fungi; Ascomycota; Eurotiomycetes; Eurotiales; Aspergillaceae. The transcript is spliced from 2 exons.